UUUCAAGAUGGAGGAAAGGAAAGAGGAGGAAGAACGUGCACGACUUUCAGAAGAACUGUGAUGUUUGAAGUGACUUAAAACGAAAAAAAAAAAACCCUUCAUAAUGAAAACUAACCCAAGUGAUGUCUUCCAGAGACUCCGUCCAACAUGCGUUAAACUGUCAAGUGAACCAACGCGUUCAAAUGUACGAGAAUUACGGAAUGCUUUUGAUGGGGUUGAGUCAAGCAGCCUUGCAAAACUCACAGAAUAUUUGCUUUUUCCAUUACAACUUACGCUUCAAAGGAAUGGAAUUUCGAAUGAACUCAAACAAGAUGUGGUUGACUGUAUAGAAGUUCUUUUACGUAAAGUAAAAGUUGAUAAACUCAAUGUUUUUGAUGAUUUGUUCAACUUGUUAACAGUCUCCCUCAGUGCUAAGGAGGCGGGAAAAGUAGCAAAUAUUUCGGAGGAACUGAAGCUUAGCAUUAUCCGUUGUUUGAACAGCUUGAUUAACAGUUCAGGUCUAGUCAUUCGUAGUGUGAUAUAUCGUGAUCGUUAUCUUCCCUCUCUUGGCCAUGCUGUGUCACUGCUACUCGCAAUGGCUGAACAGGAGAAGGCAAGAAAUCUACAGGUUGCUGCUUUGUCAUGUCUAAGGAAAAUUUCAUUUUGUGAUAGUCAAUCUUUAUCUGAUUUAAGAAAUGGGGAUGAGGAGCAACAUGAUGAACUGGGAACUCCACCAGAAGAGCAUGAAAUGCUGGUUAGCGUAUAUGACAGUGCUGCUUCAACGAUGGCAUCAUUUUUGCCAGGAAUAUCUAUGGCUUUGACUAGAAUAAUAUGUGGUGACCCAACUCAAGGUCAUGUUGUACUUUCAUCUUCCAUUGAUAUUUUUGGUGAUUUGGUUUCCAUGGUGAUGAACGACAGAUACAUGGAUGAAUUAGAUAAUAGUGAAGAUGGCAUCUUAUCCAAAUUAUCUGCAUUAGUAAAACUACAAGCAGGAAGUGAAAUCAAGGAGCACCAGGAAAAAACUGAGAUGUAUCAAAAGGAGCAGCCAACAAAAACCCUUAAGGUUAAUCUCAAUGAGGAGUGGUUUACUACAACUGCAAUAAAACUGCAAGUGCUUAUUGAGAAACUUACUUCAGCUUCUAUUAGUCAUUCAAACUGGAGAGUUCGUCUGUCAGUGGUAAAACUAUGUGAAAAGAUUCUUUCUAACUGCACAAAGUCAAUGCCAAAAAGUACUUCCCUUUUGGUUGACAUUUUGGUUGGCUUCCUUGAAGAUGAAUACUCUCAGGUUUCAACGGAAAGUAAAGCAGUACUGGAAUAUAUGUCAAAAAAUGAAAUUAAAAAUGAACAAACAUCAUUUUCAUCAGUUUUAGAGGAAAAUCUCCAUUACCAGCUGACAGCACUUCCAAGAGUUAUGAGAACAGCAGAUGAUGAGAAAAAGCUCAGAACCUUAAAUCUGUUGAAUGGUUACAUAGGUCUCCUUGGUGAUAGAUUCAGCUUGUUGUUAACAUCUACCUCUCAUCUGAAGAGACUUUCUCUUGCUUUCAUACAGGUACUUGAACUAGAUGUGUCCGAUGUUGGCAUUGUUGAGAAAAAAACAUCACCUAUGCAUGAAUCAGCUGUAAUACCUUCAGACACUCACGGCCAGAACCCACUCUCCUUUCCUGCUGGAGAGGUUACUGCAGAUCAAUAUCCACGAUACCCUUUCAGACAUUUUACUGAUGAUAAAAUAAGAAAUGCCCUUUGUCAUAGCUGCAACUUACUUGGUUGUCAUGGCAACCUUGCUCUUCUUGUGGACCACUUUCUUGAUUUAUUUCAAGAAUCAGAAAUACACAGGAAGCAAGUCAUUUUAAUUCUAAAUGAGAUCAUCCUUGGCUCUACUCAAAGAGAGAAGAAAUUUGAAACAAAGUCUGGUUCAGUGACAGAGGAUUUUACAAAUUUCCGCAAUACUUUAAAAAGUCUUGUGGAGAUCCUUCUUUCAAUGUACACCUCAGAGAAAAACUGGAAUUUGUGUACCUCCAACUCAAUAGAGACUGCAGAGUACACUGGCAUUACACCUGCUAAGAAUAACACCCUUCAAGUCAGUCGAGAACCUAGAUCAAUACAUGCUUUAUCCUACAAGACUCUCAACAGCAACAUUUUCUUGACAUGCUUACUUCUGGAAGGAAUUGGAGUUUUUGCAUGCGCCCUUGGUCCGGAUUUCGACAUUUUCCUGAUAGAAACGCUUUACCUUGUGCUAUCAAAACUUGGUGACAGCAAUGCAGCAGUCAGCCGAUCUGCAUAUGGGACUCUUGUUUCUAUUUGUCAGAGCUGUGGAUACUCUUCAGUAGAGGAACUUAUAACUCAAAAUGCAGAUUACUUGGUUAACUCUAUUGCAAAAGACUUGAAGUAUGUGUUCAUCAAUCAACAAUCACCUCGUGUAUUGCAAGUUAUGUUACAGUACAGCAGUCCAGAAGUACUUGCUAUUAUUGAAGAUACUUUGAACGAUAUAUUCACUGUUUUAGACUUGUAUCCAGACCAAAUUAUGAUAUCUUUGGUGAAGGUCCUCAAUACUUUGGUGUGCUCACUUCAUAAGUGGUUUGCAGGUUACAAGAGUAAGCAACAACAAGCUGUUAAAAAGCAGCUGAUACCCAAAACUCAUUGUAGUGAAGAAAAACUCUUUCUCAGGCUGAAGGAAGAUGAUUUUGUUCAAAAAGUAAAGAAUAAUCUGCAACAAUACAUCAAGCGUAAGCGCAUUGUUUUAGGUGAAGCCRACAUUGAGGAAGAAGACGCUGCUCAAGAUAACAAAGAAUCAGAGGAUGAGGAUUUGUAUAGUACAGAUGAGAAACCUAAACUUCCUUUACAUGCUCGUUAUGCUACGCAGGUUCUGGAGAAAUGUAUCCAUUUCUUGUCAAACAGUUCUUUUGUGUUACGUAUUUUGGUUUUGGAUACAGUGUACCAUGGGGUUCUAGCUCUUAAGGAAAGGGAGAAUGACUUGCUUCCAAUGAUACACCAUUUAUGGCCCCCUCUAAUGAAUCGGCUCAAUGACAAAGACCAGGUGGUGGUUAUUAAGGCAAUAGAUGUCAUUACUACAAUGGCAGAAUGUUCAGGAGACUUCAUGAGAAGACGGGUUAUAAAAGAUGUUAUACCACGGCUCUUGACAUACCUCAACAAACAAGCUGAAGUUAGUGUUAAAGCUGGUCCAGUCUACACUCAUUCUCAGGCCUAUAAACUUCAAGUUGCCUCUCUUAAAGGACUGGGACGACUAUGUAAGCAGUUAGAGAUCAGUGAGCUUCAACUUGAUGCUGCAGCUUGUGUGUGUUCCCUGUAUCUGAGCUGUAGGCAGCCGGUGGAUCUUCAGCAGAUUGCUUUGCAGAUAUUUGAGAUAUUUUUCACUUUGGAACCAGAUGUUAUGUGGCUUAUUCUCAACAACAUGUUUUGUCCUCAAGUACCUCAACCUCCCCAUCCAAUGUUUGCAGAGGUUAAGCUUGCAGGUGUCAAACCUGAAUGUAAAGAAUUUGCUUCAAACAUCACUUCUUUGCUUCGUAAAUUAGAAGAGUAUCCAAACCCUGAGUGACAUGCAAGUUUCCUAUUGAGAACAACCAAUAAAUGCUUGUAGACAUUCUAAUAAAUAUUGUUCUAUUCUUUGAUUUUUGGAAAGAAACACAUUGUAAUAUUUUAUAACUGUAUGAUUCAAUGCAUUCAUGAUAUUUAUAUCAGUUUUUGUGUCUUCUUAAAGGAAUUUGUUCUAAAACAAGUAAUCUAGUAGUUCUAGCUGUGCUGAACUGUCUUCACGCUUUCUAUUUUGAAAGCAGAGAGAGUUCCUAUUUGUCUUGUAGCUUCGCAGUCUCCCAACAGUGACUUGAAGUCUUACUUUUUUCACUAAAUUACCGACAUGUGAAUGUCAUUCAUAUAGCUUGUGCUGCACCACUUUAUGUGUUUUCCUUUGCUGCCAUAAGUUUGUCAUGUGUUCUUGCUUUUUCUCGUAUUUUAACUGACCAAAUCAGGUCUUCCUUCAGUAGCUAAAAUAAAGAUUGAGAUCGUAAAUUAGAA
Messenger RNA from Actinia tenebrosa (Australian red waratah sea anemone), 4008 nucleotides. RefSeq names its product TELO2-interacting protein 1 homolog. Lineage: Eukaryota; Metazoa; Cnidaria; Anthozoa; Actiniaria; Actiniidae. Gene Ontology annotation, cellular component: cytoplasm. The record is from RefSeq and is a predicted model, not a curated record.